This is a messenger RNA of Cannabis sativa, 2294 nucleotides long. RefSeq names its product polyamine oxidase 2. NCBI's taxonomy places the organism in Eukaryota, Viridiplantae, Streptophyta, Magnoliopsida, Rosales, Cannabaceae. The transcript has 9 exons. Gene Ontology annotation, cellular component: peroxisome. The record is from RefSeq and is a predicted model, not a curated record. Gene Ontology annotation, molecular function: polyamine oxidase activity. Gene Ontology annotation, biological process: polyamine catabolic process. Bases 545 to 2125 code for a protein of 526 amino acids.
UUUGGCGCGUGGGGAUAGGUAUGUGGGUGUUGGGGCUGGCAAAGAACUCUAUAAAUCCAAAUCCAAGCCCAAAAAUCUGGACACACCAAAGCUUUAAUGAGAAAAACACAGCUCUCAAGUCUCAACAACACCGUCACCAUAAUCAACACCCAACUCCCUUAUUACUUUCUCUCUAGAACUUUCUUUCCUUUCUUAUUUUCCUGCAAAAUAAACUUUUACCCAAAAACCCCCCUUCAAAACAAUUCACCUAGAUUUUCAUUCAUAGAUCUCUCUGGAUUCGGUGCAAGUCGACGAGAAGAAGAGUAAAUUUUGUGAGAAAAGAAAAUUGGGUAGAAGAAAAGAAGAAAAAGAAAAGUGAAUCGUAUGAGCUGGUUUGGGAAAUCGGGGCAGACAAUAAUAUUGAAUCCCAAUUCUAAUCAUUUUAUAACGUGUCUUUUGAUCUUUAUUCUCCAUUAUUCACCUCAGUUGUCCAUAGAUUUCUUAUUAUCUAAUCGUAAUUUUAAUUCUGAUUAUAAUUUUAAUCGGAAUAAUAAUCGUAUAAACCAUGGAGUCGAAAAAUAGGAAUAAUCACCAAUUACGCAGAGAUCUUUGCGACUCGAAUAUGGGGGGAACCAAAACAAGGUCACCGUCGGUUAUCGUCAUCGGAGCCGGAAUGGGUGGGCUUGCGGCGGCGCGUGCUCUUCACGAUGCAUCGUUUCAGGUGGUGGUACUGGAGUCUCGAGAUCGUCUUGGUGGUCGAGUUCAUACUGAUUACUCAUUUGGUUUUCCUGUUGACCUAGGCGCAUCUUGGCUGCAUGGAGUUUGCAACGAGAACCCAUUGGCACCUCUAAUAUCCAGAUUGGGUUUACCCCUGUACCGUACUAGUGGAGAUAACUCUGUGUUGUAUGACCAUGAUCUAGAGAGCUAUGCACUCUUUGAUAUGGAUGGAAAUCAAGUUCCACAAGAUUUGGUCACAAGAGUUGGUGAGGAAUUUGAAGAAAUUUUAAAAGAGGCAUAUAAAGUAAGACAAGAAAUCACCGAAGACUUGUCUAUUCGACAGGCUUUCUCAAUUGUGUUUGAAAGGAGACCGGACUUAAAGUUGGAGGGAUUAGCCCAUAAGGUACUUCAAUGGUAUUUGUGCAGAAUGGAGGGCUGGUUUGCUGCAGAUGCUGAUACAAUUUCACUUAAAUCUUGGGAUCAGGAGGAAUUGCUUCCUGGUGGUCAUGGACUGAUGGUGAGAGGCUAUCUUCCUGUUGUUAACACACUUGCCAAAGGUCUUGAUGUCCGCUUGAGCCACAGGGUAACAAAAAUAGCAAGGCGUUACAAUGGAGUGAAGGUAACCGUAGAAAAUGGGACUACUUUUGUGGCAGAUGCUGCUGUGAUUGCUAUUCCUCUUGGUGUUCUGAAAGCAAAUGUCAUAAAAUUUGAACCAAAGCUGCCAGACUGGAAGGAAGCAGCCAUUGCUGAUCUUGGUGUGGGGAUUGAGAACAAGAUAGUUCUACAUUUUGAAAAGGUGUUCUGGCCAAAUGUUGAGUUCUUGGGAGUGGUUGCAGAGACAUCUUAUGGGUGCAGCUACUUUCUAAAUCUCCACAAGGCCACUAAUCAUAAUGUCCUUGUGUAUAUGCCUGCGGGGCAGCUUGCCAAAGACAUCGAGAAAAUGUCUGAUGAAGCAGCUGCAAAUUUUGCUUUUACACAACUCAAGAAGAUCCUCCCUGAUGCUUCUGACCCGGUAAGCAUUAUACUUCUAUUCAGUUUCUUUGAAAGGCUUCUUUUCGGUUUUUUUCACAAGAAUAUUUUAGUUCUUUUUAACUUAUUUGUUCUUAUAUUAUUUAUGCAGAUUCACUAUCUUGUUUCUCAUUGGGGCACAGACAUUAAUUCACUUGGAUCCUAUAGCUAUGAUGAAGUGGGCAAAGCUCAUGACCUGUAUGAGAGGCUAAGGGUCCCAGUAGAUAACCUAUUCUUUGCUGGGGAAGCUACAAGUAUGGACUAUCCUGGGUCUGUUCAUGGUGCCUACUCAACUGGUUUGAUGGCUGCCGAAGGAUGUAGGAUGCGUGUGCUUGAGCGUUACGGGGAGUUGGAUUUGUUCCAGCCAGUCAUGGGUGAAGAGGGCUUAGUCUCGGUUCCCCUUUUGAUAUCCCGUUUGUAACUUCUAGGCCGAUCCCCUAAAACAUUGGACUUAGCAACAUUAAUGUUGAUUUGUUUGGUCUGGCUGAGGAACUAGUGGAAAUUUAAUCCAAGCAUUUUGUUGUGUGGCUGUAUUAUUGUUGGACAAUCACUAAAUGAUUUGAACUAGUAUUUUAGUUAGUCGUAUUAAA